Molecule: messenger RNA, 1182 nt
Organism: Henningerozyma blattae CBS 6284
Lineage: Eukaryota; Fungi; Ascomycota; Saccharomycetes; Saccharomycetales; Saccharomycetaceae
Gene: GIP2
Product: Gip2p
Exons: 1
Coding region: 1-1182 (393 amino acids)
Biological process (GO): regulation of glycogen biosynthetic process
Cellular component (GO): protein phosphatase type 1 complex
Molecular function (GO): glycogen binding; protein phosphatase 1 binding
Source: RefSeq, a predicted model, not a curated record
AUGUACGUCCGCAACAGCACUAACACCAGUGCCCAGCGUGUUCCUGGCCUUUCACUGCAAUUCCUGCACCGACCACGCCGCGGCACUCUUGACGACGGGUUAUUCCCAGACGAUGAACUCCAGCGAAACACUGCCUACAACAAGUCAUGUGCCUCCCGCCAGAUCUCUGCCUGGGACUCCCACGACUCCCACACUACACGCCAAGACAUCCAAGACUUGGACCCACUAGACACUUCUCUGCAGCCACUCGACACCUCCACGGCCCGGUUCACGCCCGGCCACGCCCGUUCCCGGUCUCUGCCUGGAUCUCCAGCAAUCGCCACUACAAGCACAGCCCACCCGCCAGUACGCCGUACCCGCAGUGUCCAUUUCGAUACCAGCAUUCCUAUCUGCCUGUUCGAUUGUGACAGCAGUCCGCAUUCGGCCCCACCGGGCCAACAAGUCGGCCGCCUGGGCGAGCCGCUCAGCAUGGGCAGCCCGCCGAUCUCGCGCCAGCAACAACGCGUCGUGGAACAGCCCAUGGCCAAUCCAGACGCCCUGGUGCAAGUCCAGGCAGAAACAGACACCACUGCCACCCUGCCGCCUCCACCACCACCACCCUUGCCACUGCCGCCUCCACCACCACCACCCUUGCCACUGCCGCCUCCUACGCCACUGCUGGUUGCCCUUAACUUCGCCACCGUUCCAGGCCCAGACCCACGGGCCACCCGCCAACGCGUACUGUAUGCAGCAGCACCAGAGGGUCCGAACAUCCGUCUAGCAUCACUCACUCUACACAACUACUCGUAUCGUGACGCCUACUACAUUGUCCUGGGCAAGCUGCAUGUACGCAAUUUGGCAUACCACAAGCAAGUCUCGUGUGUGUUCACGUGGGAUUCCUGGACCACCCAGUUACAAAUUACUGCGUCUUACGUGGGCAAGACGCCGAGCGAGCCGCCGAGCGAGUCUGUUCUUUACAAGGCCCCUGGGCAGGAAGAGUCUUGCGAAAAUGACUGGGACAUCUUCCAGUUCGUGUUGGACGUUGGUGAUAUGGCUCUCGACACGUGUCCCCGUCUGGAAUUGUGUGCACACGCCACCCAGGGCGUCGCGCCACAGGGGCCCUGGAGUCACGACGACUGGGCUAACAACGGCGGUGCUAAUUACAUAGUGGCUAUUCGGCCGAGCCUGGCGGGCCGGACCUAA